CAGUUGUAGUGAACAAUGAGUGAGUGUUUGUUAGUGUAUUGAAUGUAUUGAAUGUAUUGAAUGAAUACUAGAAUUGUGUGUUAUUUUGUGGGAUUCACUCAAACCAUACAUACUAUUGAUGUGAACCGUCAUUACAUUAUGACUGCUUAGACAAUGUCUGGUGACAGCUAUGAUGGACACAAACAAGCAAUGCAUCCAUAAGUUACUGGCAUUGACUGCCAUCGAUGCCAAAGAUGACAUCGAAGAGAAAUACGAGAGAUGUCUACUAUUUGUCCAAAACUUAAUAAGUGGUAAAUCAGAAAAAGAAGGUCACGAAGAGCUCACAUCCAUUGUAAUCAAGAAUGCCAUCAAUCACGAGGAGGUCUGCACCGGCUUAUUGGUCGCUAUACUUACUGAUCCAUCCAAUGCUCAGAGACAUUAUAGAGACCUGACAUACGUUAGCAGAGAUGGCAUGUCUUAUGUGAUUAAUGUAUUAAACCAAAUAGUUUUAGAAAAAUAUCAGAAAUUACACGAUUCUUCCAGAACUCAGUUAAUAUGGAUUUUAAAAGAAAUGAUCAAAAACUCUAUCGUCGGAACCGAUGGGUUGUGUAUGAAUUUAUUGCGUCAGAUAAGUGGUGGCGAUAUAUCACCAAAGAAUAUAUGGUUAGCUGAGACAGUGGUCGACAUAUUUAUUGAAUAUCAUCAAUGGUUGGAACAAAUGCCUAUUUUAGUGGCUUAUGUUGUCUAUACUUAUUUAAGACUAAUCGGUGAUCAUUCGAAUUCACUUUUAACGAAACUUCGACAAAAAGAAGUGGAUUUUUGUGUAUCACUUCUCAGAGAGAAAUUUGUCGAUUGUAUAACAAUCGGCAGAGACUUAGUGAGACUUUUGCAAAACGUGGCGAGAAUUCCGGAAUUUGAGAAAAUAUGGAGAGAUUUGUUGACAAAUCCCACGACUUUGGCCCCAAAUUUCGGUGGAAUUCAACAGUUAAUGAAAACACGAACUUCACGACGAUUUUUUCAGUCGCGUUUAACACCAGAUAUGGAGCGAAAAAUAGUGUUCUUGACCUCUCAGGUCAAGUUUGGACAACAAAAGAGAUAUCAGGAUUGGUUUCAAAGACAAUAUUUAUCUACACCUGAGAGUCAAACAUUGAGAUGUGAUGUGAUUCGCUUCAUAUGUGGUGUUAUUCAUCCACCAAAUGAAUUGCUUUGUUCAGACAUUAUUCCCCGUUGGGCUGUCAUUGGAUGGCUAUUAACCACUUGUACCUCAAACGUUGCCGCAGCUAAUGCUAAGUUAUCCCUGUUUUAUGACUGGUUUUUCUAUGACGCAGAGCGCGACAACAUUAUGAACAUUGAACCCGCUAUUCUUGUAAUGUAUCACUCCAUUAGGUCACACCCGGCCAUUACAGCCACUCUUUUAGAUUUUCUUUGUAGAAUUGUUGAUAAUUUUUGUCCCGCAUUUUCAUCGCUAGUCAAGACAGGAGUCAAAACAUCUCUCACACAGAUUCUUGAAAAAAGAGUUUUACAGUCAUUAUCACCACUUUUCGAUAGCAAUAAACUUGAUCGUGAACUUCGGUCAAUGGUUAGGGAGACAUUUCCUGAUUUUUGUGCCACUUCUGAUGGAAUACAACUCUCUGGUAUUGUGAUGGAUGGCAACAAUAGAGAUCAGUACUCAAUGAUUAGCGAAGAAAAUAACAUAAAUCAUAAUUCAACAGUUAAUAUAAAUGAAUCAAAAUUUAGUGAUGACGAAGAAGAACCUGUGGCUAAAAAGCCGCGAAGAAAUAAUAAUAAUAAUAAUAAUAAUAAUACAAAUUCUAACAGUAAUAUUAAUAGUAAUAUUAUUAAAGAUGUAAAAAUUGAUAGCAACGAUACAAAGAACGGAGAGACAGUGACUAAAACAUUGAAAGAUAAUUCAAUAUUGGGAUCAAAUAGUCUCUCGAAAAAUGAUUUAAUGACUCAAAUUGAACAAAUUUGUGGCGAAGAUAUGCGUUCUUGUCUUAAAAGAUUAUACGAAGAAAAAGACAAUGAGAGCCGUUGUGAAGCAAUGGAACAAUUAGUUCAGUUUGUAAUGCAAGAUGAAGACAACGAUCAGGAUAUGGUCUCAAACUUAACUAUAAUACUAUUGUGUAUUUUAGAAGAUGAUCUGUCAAAGAAAGUAUUUCCUAGUAAUGGCUGCUCUGUUGAUGACGAAGAACUGGAGGAUUCAAUUGGAAAGCCUUUGUUUGUGAUGUUCAGAAAUUUGUGUCAAACAGCCGAAGAAGAUCCAAAUCGAAUUCCUCUUUUGAAUCUCUUGGCCGAAAUGGGGGCAAACAAUGCGCGUAUUGGCUAUUCAAUGAUGUAUUAUUUGAAAGCCACUAAAUCACUCGACAAUCGGAUGUCAUCCUAUCGCGAAUAUGUCAGAGCUUUGGGUAAAGACCUAACGGGUUGUCUUUUAAGUGAUCUCAAGUCGUGCCAAAGCGAUGACGUAUAUAUGUUUUGUUAUCUCAUACCUGAUAUAUACACACAAUUUGCUAACAUAGCGAUUGGAAAUUCAGAUCUUCUUAAUCUAAUCGUCUCUUGUAUUGAUUCCACACAAUUACAAGACUUAAUUAGUCAUAUAAUGAAUGGAACUCUUAAAAUGUUUAGAAAAGAUUCGCUUUUAUCGAUAUUAAAUGCCAGUCUUGAAUGGGAAAGUAUUGAACAGUAUUACUUAUGGCAACUUUUAACCGCACACGACAUACCCAUUGAACAGAUAAUUCCUAUUUUGCCAAAACUUGAAUAUAAUUCUCACUCCGAGGCGAUGACAAAUAUAAUGUUGUAUUUGCAACGGGAAUCUCCGACAUCUAACUUAAUUAAACAUAUAUUUAGCAGAGAAGCUAAAAACAAUGACUAUUUUGUUGUAUCAGUUCUUAAUUAUUGGUCUCAUAAUUAUUCGGACAAAUUGUCAGAAUUAAUCUCUUCAUAUUUGACCACAAAAGUUAGUUCACCCGCAAAACGAACCAAAAGAAAUGUCAACAAUAAUAAAGUACAGCUCGGAUCUAAUGUUGAGCUUAUUUUAGCGCAUUUGGAUUGUUUACGACAACGAAAUAAAAAUCUAAAUUUUUUUAAUAGUGAGACAAUGCAGACAAUAUUAGUUCAAUUACAGUCCAUUGCAACUGAUGCUCAAAAAACUAAAUACAGUGAUUUACUUGCGUUGGCUGAAGAAUUGGAACCAAAGCCAACCACAAAAAGGACGACAAAGAAUUCAAAAUCAAAGUCAAAGUUUUUAAGUGUUUCCAAUACUAACAAUGACUCCAAUACUGACAGCGAUUCAUCAGAUGACGACAUACCAUUAGCUAAGCAACAAAAAACUGCAAAUUCUCGCAAAAAACGGAAACCAAUUGGUUCUGACAGUGAUUAGAGAUUAUUAUUAUUAUUAAGGAAUUUGUUUUAAAUUAUAUAAUAAAUUUUGUGUAAUUUAUUGUUUUAUAUAAAUCAUUGUUUGAUUGUAUAUAUCAUUAGAGUUACUUAAAAAGAAUUUUUAAAUAUAUGAAAUUUCCUGUU
This is a messenger RNA of Oppia nitens, 3498 nucleotides long. RefSeq names its product integrator complex subunit 3-like (gene IntS3). Gene Ontology annotation, cellular component: cytoplasm. The transcript has 13 exons. The coding region runs from base 170 to 3355 and encodes 1061 amino acids. Lineage: Eukaryota; Metazoa; Arthropoda; Arachnida; Sarcoptiformes; Oppiidae. The record is from RefSeq and is a predicted model, not a curated record.